Molecule: messenger RNA, 1598 nt
Organism: Mytilinidion resinicola
Lineage: Eukaryota; Fungi; Ascomycota; Dothideomycetes; Mytilinidiales; Mytilinidiaceae
Exons: 3
Coding region: 90-1322 (410 amino acids)
Cellular component (GO): cytoplasm
Source: RefSeq, a predicted model, not a curated record
CUCGUCAAGACACCCGCAGAGUCACCACAUUGAACGCUCUCACCACGACAUCUUCUCCACCAAUUCUCCCGGCACCUCCGACUCACGACAUGGCUGCUGAAAAGGACUGGGCCACGCACGCCCUGAUAGACCCGCUCAUCGAACCCGAUCCGAGUGACGAAACUGGGCUCAACUCUCACUUCGGCUCGACCUUUGCGCCGCGGAAGAGCUCUCCGUCUCCGCCGGCAUCCGCGUCAUUGAAAGAGAGCCCCAAAGUCCAAAUCCGCUCGCAAGACACCGGCAGCUCUUCCAACUCCAACAAUCCUUUCCGCCGCAGCAUGAACUCCCCGACGCCCAGAUCUCCUGCUCUCAACCACUCCCGAGGAGCCAGCCUGAACAGUCACAACGGCUACCCGUCUCCGCCGCAAUCCGCAAGCCCGCGCCGGGAGCGAUUUCCUCGCUACGAAAACAAGCAGCCCUCGCACCGCGAGCAGGCAUUCGGCGCGUAUUCGGCCGGUCGACCUCGCGGAAGCAGUCAGCCAGACCCCUUCUCUUCAUCCAACCAGUUCGAAGGCAAAGGCAGCGGCAUUGCCCGCAACAACUCCCUCCGUGAGCGCUAUCCUGGUGACCACUCGACUCGUCCUUUGGACCUCAUCCGCAAGGACGAGAAGCGAGCCCAUCGCUCGCCCCAUCUGCGCAAGAAGCAUCACCCAGGUGCUGAUUCGAUCGAUCGUCUUGAUAUGACCACCUCUGCGUACCACCAUGAAGGACCAUACGACGCUGCGCUGCUUGCGCGGAACACGAGCUUCAAGAGCAGCCCUGUUGCUGCUAUCUCUCAUACAAAUGAGGAGGCCUUGAAAGCGACACCCCGCGAAAAUAUCAUUGACGCCAUCUCCCGGCAUCGUCCGUUAGAGGGAGUGGCAGACUUGCCUCCUGGAGUGCCGGAUAGAUUCGGACGGGUCCUCAACUAUGAAGAGGGCGCUGAUUUGCAGCGAGAGCCGGGUGGGGACUACAGGCGAUGGCCUGGUGUGACCUACCUCGACGGUGACCUCAAAGGCAAAGGCGAGCCCUCUUACUCAAUCGAGAAGGCAUUGAACGACCACAAGACCCUCGGCGACGACGGCAUUGAGAUGAAGACACGCUCCCGCAACAAGUCUCUUAGCCACGCCGACGAUCCCGCCGUGGCAAGUGGAAGUACUGCCGGCGUCAGCACCGGCAAUGGUGACCAGAGCUAUGCCGACUGGGAAGGUGAUUUGAGACGCAGCAACACGACAGGCCGCAAGCUCUCUGGUAACUUGAAGAAGAGGUUUGGAAGCCUGAGGAAGCGUAGAGAUGCAUCUUAAAUCUCCAUCAAGAGCCACUACAUAUGGGUCUUGAAGCAGUACCUUUAUAUUCCCAACAGGACGUCGAUCGAGAAACAGCUUUCUCUCCUUUGUGCGAUUACGGCCGGUUACGGCCUCAAAUAUGGAAACCGUACAAUCCCGGUUUCAGAGAAGCGACGUACAUACUUAAGCCUUACUUUAGAAAUGGCUCUGGUUGAAAGAAACCAGUUUUACCUGUGACUUUUUCUACUUAUAUACGAUUUAGACCUUGAAUACCAAGAAAUCAUAAGAAGCGUA